Messenger RNA from Meleagris gallopavo (turkey), 3234 nucleotides. It is a transcript of the gene NABP1, whose product is annotated as nucleic acid binding protein 1. Gene Ontology annotation, cellular component: SOSS complex. Gene Ontology annotation, biological process: double-strand break repair via homologous recombination; mitotic G2/M transition checkpoint; response to ionizing radiation. Lineage: Eukaryota; Metazoa; Chordata; Aves; Galliformes; Phasianidae. Gene Ontology annotation, molecular function: DNA binding. The record is from RefSeq and is a predicted model, not a curated record.
GGCCGCAGCAUGAGCGCGGCGAGCGAUGCGUACGUCUUUAUAAAAGACAUAAAACCCGGACUGAAAAACUUAAAUGUCGUCUUUAUUGUGCUGGAGAUCGGGCGCGUCACCAAGACCAAGGACGGGCACGAGGUGAGGUCCUGCAAGGUGGCCGACAAGACGGGCAGCAUCACCAUCUCCGUGUGGGACGAGAUCGGCAGCCUCAUCCAGCCGGGGGACAUCAUCCGCCUCACCAAAGGGUAUGCAUCUCUGUGGAAAGGGUGCUUGACACUUUACACGGGACGAGGAGGCGAGCUGCAUAAAAUCGGGGAGUUCUGCAUGGUAUACUCAGAAGUGCCGAACUUCAGUGAGCCCAACUCAGAACACAUUGGACAGAACAAAAUGGCACAAGGUGAACAGAAUAAUAGUUCUGCAUCAAGUAAUAUGGGUUCUUGUACUUUCGGGCCACUGGGAAAUGGUUUACAAACUGGACCCGAAUCGAGUGGAUUUCCAUUUACAUAUAAUCACGGCCACUCUUACGCAAGUAGUGGGAGAGGCAAUGGACGAGGACCUGUAAAUCCAGCAACAGCUAAUAGUGUUCAGCCUCUUCCUCCUGCUGUCAGUAAUGGGAGGGACCCACGCAGAGCCUUUAAAAGAUGACUAUGCCAAAUGUGGUUGUACAGCUUGCUUAAACUCUACACUCUACUUGAACACUUAUUGCACUUUUAUUUAUGGUUAACUGUGAACCAGUUUGUCUUAUUUUUUUUUUUCCUUUUUGGUCUAUGGAGCAAACUUAAUGUGAUAUUGUUGUUUUGCUUAGGGAAGCACAGGGAGUCUUCCCAUAAAUUAAAGGAGUAGGGAGAAAAGGUGGAUAAUAAAGAGGGUUGAGGGGUAAUGGUUUGAAGAGUCUCAAUUAAAACUCAGUACCUUAUGUCAAGUGGAAGCAAAUUUUGGUAACGUGUAUGUAUUUUUCUGUUUCUCUUGGUCAACCGUAGAGCCUUAAAUGGUUUGUCAUGUCCUGUGUGCACAUACGUUGACUUCCAAUAGAGUUUAGUGGGAGUACUUCGUAUUGGAAGAGAAAUGAUGGAGAAGGGCAAUGAUGCCGUAGUGAACUAGGUGUCCUUAGAAUGAGUUGAGCUUGCAAAAGCAGUAAGUAUAAGGAAGUGAUGUGGUCAGCACUUUGUGGUGCCUCCUAAAUCAGAACUAUUAACGCAGAUAGAAGUUGAAGACCUCGGAAGUGUCUUGAGGCCUGACCUCUGAUUCCAAAAGAACUUCUCAAUACUUCUCAGUAAUACACCAUUAUCAGUGUCAAGGAGAGCAACACUGAUUAUUUUUUGCUUUGGGUAGAAGCUUGGAUACUCAUUCUUGCUUUGCUUGGAAUGUGACAUCUAAAUACAGGUAGCACUGUUCGUAGCUACUCCUGGUGUAGAAAGCUCAGAGCUGCUUUGACAGGACCCUGCAUCUCCAGGAAAGAAUGAGUUUCAGAAACUGUUCUCAAAUGCUGCAUUGCAUCUCUCUUCAAUGAGGCUGCCUACUUUUCCUUCAUUCACUUUUCCAAAUGAAUUAUACAUAAGAUCAUGCUGGAUGUGUUGAUUGCAGAGGUACUGGCCAAGCACACAGCUGCAGUUCUGAUGCUUUAAGCUUUUGUCCCUCUGUUUUAUAUGGAAUACGAGUUAUCCCUUAGAGAAAUUAACCCCCACCCCAAUCUUCCUGGGAGGGAAAUAGCUGUGGUUUUAUUUCUGUUAUGACAAAUGUUUUGAGUCUAGAUAUUAAGAGUUCUGUGCCAUAUUCCAGAUCAGGUUUAAAAUACAACUUUGAAGCUGAGAUGUCAUACUGGAUUCAUCUGUUUAACUCUUCUUAUAGCUGACCUCUCAAAUAAAAAUUGCACUAACCAUUUAAAAAACAAAUCUAACUCUCUUUGUCAAGCCAAAAAGACUUUGUGACAAAAUGCUAUUUCUGAAUUGCAAGUUGUCUCUGUCAUCCUUGUUAGUUGAAUAUAUCCCUAAAUUAUUGCUGUUUACAAGUUAUGUUUGAUAUGUUUGGUACUCUAUCAAGAUGUGUUGACAGUUGCCUCUAAGGGGCAAAGGUUCUUUGCUUAAUUCUGAAAUACCAAUCUGUCUUUUAAAAGCAGGUGGCAGCAGCAGCAAAUAUCUGAAGGGAGCUCUAGGGAGACUUGCGUGCUGUUUGUCUCCAGUUCAAGUGCUUUCCUGAUGCCUGCUGCCAAAUUUGUCUGGCGUACAGGGGAGGGUGACACGCCUCCUGAGGACACUCGCUGGUGCCGCUGCAGGACGACAGUGGUAACUUGUAAACCUUAAGCACGCCGUGAGUUCUGGGGAGGUGGUGUAAGGAAAUGUGUAACUCAGGGACUUCAAAUUGCUUAUGUAUUUAGAAAAAUAAGACCUCGCAUAGAGUAUAGACGUGUGGAGGAGCUUUUAUGUGGCGUUGCUUUAAGAUGUUUGAUAUGCUUGUGAGAAGGAAGCCAGGAGGACUGCUAAACCUGUGAAGUACACGUGACGUGUUCCAAAGGUAAAUGAGAUGCGAAUAUGGUGUGAGAGCUGUGCUUUGCAGUCACAGCUGUAACUGUAGUAAGCGAGCAGUGCAAUUGAUAGCACGGUGGUGACUUUGUAUUUGUUGGGAUUUCUCAGUCGUGGAUCUCUGCAAUCCCGGUGAUCUUGGUUUCUCUACGAUAAUAAAGAAGGUUGAUUAUAGUUCUGAACCCAUUCUCGGUGUAUGCUGAGGUACCUAUCUGGUGUUUUCAGCUCUAUGCAUUUGGGCUUUUUAUUAAGCUAAUAAAUGAAGUUGUUCACGUACAAAAUGGAGAUUACUGCUGAUAAAUGAUGUGAAGUUUAAAUGUUUGCUGUGAAAUGGACAAUUGAUUUGCAGUUGGGAGGAAAAAAGCACAAGAGGCUGGUCUCCGUGUUUUCAAGGUUAGUAACAUUCCUGCUUCGUGUAUCUUGUGUGAAACUAUUCCAGUUUAUUAAUGAAUUUUUACUUCUUUGCAGGGGAGAUCCGUGCCCUGAAAAGUCGCAUGGACUUAACGUAAAUAAUCAUAGCAACUUUUCAAGGUUCCUCUGAGCUUCCUGUGAACCUAAUACAAAACAGUUAUUUCCCUCAGAGGUAUCGGUGUCAAGAUAGAGAGCCCUCAACUUGUAGAGGCAUCUGCGAGCCUGCCUUGCAUCUGGAUCCUGUCACCUUGCUGUAUGGAGACUUGCACAGAAACAUUUCUCUGUAUAAACAAGCAGUGGUCACGAAUUU